Didymodactylos carnosus is the source of this 1968-nucleotide messenger RNA. NCBI's taxonomy places the organism in Eukaryota, Metazoa, Rotifera, Eurotatoria, Philodinida, Philodinidae. The record is from the annotation of a GenBank genome assembly.
AUGAAUUCACCGCUCGAUAUCUCAAAAGCACCACAAAGUUGUAAUAGUAGUAAAAUGCAAGAAUAUACAUUUGAUGUUCGAAUACAUAAAACUGAUGGUAUUUUCCGAGUUAAAGUUCAAUUACAUUCAACAAUUAAUGAUAUAAUUAUUGAUUUAUGUAAACGAAAUAAUAUAAAUAAUCCAGAGGAAUAUUAUAUUUGUUUUUUUGAUCAAAUAUUUAAUAAUAAUGAUACUGUUCAAUCUACAAAUAUUCACCAACUGUCGAAAAUUCAUAAUAUGAAAUGGUAUGAUGUAAAAUUACCAGAAUUACGUAUGAAAGCACCAUCUGUACUUGAAACUGUACCACAUAAUGAUAUACAUGUUGUAUUCACAACACCAGAACAAGUAAAGACAAAUGAAGUAUUGAGUAUUCAAUUUCCUAUUGAAUUUAAUCAGAUUGUACCUGAAUCAAUUCAAUCGAUAGGAAAACAAAUUAAUGAGCAUUUACCAAAUAAAACAGCAGCUAACGGUUUGACGAUCAUACCAUUACCUACUUUUACUCGUACACUUCGAGCAUCAGAUUUAGAAAUUGAUAAACAAGAUAUGGUAAUAAUUGAUGCACGUCAAGGUAGUGUAAUACUGGAAAUAGCAUUAAAAGCAAAAAUAUCAAAUUACAAAGAAAAACUAGAAAAAAUUGGAAAAAAAAUUCAAUCAUUUUUUGUGAGUGAAAGUAAAACGAUUUCUUAUAUUAAAUCAUUACUACCAACAGCAAAAGAAGUUCAAAAAAUUGAUAUCGGAUUUUGUGAAAAUACAACCAUAAACCACAAUGAUGACAAUGAAAGUCUUUCACCAGAUGAUAUUGAUUUUUAUUUACAGAUGAAUCAACGUCCAACAGUUAUUGAUCAAAUAUCAUGGGACUAUUUAUUAGAAAAAAGUCGUGAAAUAACGGCACGUAUAUUAAAUUCAUUUCAAGAAUGCGAUGUAGAAUACGUUAUAAGUAAUGCUGCUUUAGUUUAUGAGUCAAUUGAUCUAGGACGUCUAGGAAAAAAAGCGCCAUCGCCUCAUUUACUUCCCCUCAGGUAGACGAAGCCUAAUACUGCAACAAAGAAGAUACUAGAUCCUAUAAAGUCUUACAAUUUGAUUCGAGCGAGUUAAAUAAAAUCCUGUUGAUAUGUUGGCUCUUUCACAAACUGAAUGAUACUGCACUUCUUAAGCCAUCCAUUUUGCCAGAUGGUAGAAAUCUAUCUCGGUAACUGCAAGUUUGAUCUCCGUCAAAGUUUUCGGAAAAUGUUAAGUGGUCGUUUUUUGCGGACCAUACGAACAAAGACGACUAAUUGGAUUCGUUGAUCCAUCAAAUUGACCAAUCAGGUUGGUUCUUUUUGUCCGUAAAAAAAACGACCACCAAAUGUUCACCAUGUCAAAGAGUAGUAUGAUGGUAGUUUUCUUUUAACUGCAUCUAUCGUUGCUCGCGAGAUAUCUUCACAAUAAUAGGUAAAAUUGGAUAUUUAACGUUCAGCAAGUUAGAGUUUGCAGAUGCCAGGUUAAUUUCAACUUAUUAUAUUGCCGUAAAGAAAUAACGUGAAAGUACCGACUUUUUAAAAGGACGGGGGUCGAUAACAGGCAAAAUCGGCCCCCUCUCAGAUCAAGCUCAUAUUCACAAGUCUGAUGUAGUUUUUCUUCGUGAUUAAAACUAGCAUCUCAAAAAACCCAUUUUCAGCCCCCCUGGAAAAAAUUCCGCAUCCAAACUGUUCACCCCUUAAAUGAAUUUUAUUUACAAUAUUUUCCCCAUUUCUUCUCUUUGCCCAAAGCAAACCUCAACUACUGUACAUCAUUCGAUAGAGAAUUUCACGAGCUACAAAAUGAUAUACGCAGUUGGCAUCUAUCGAUAUGGAGAAAAUGAGAGAAAUAUUGCAAAACUUACUUUGAAUGCUCUAAAAACACUGUUACCGUAAUCCUAUUCCUAUAUUCGAAUAAAACAGACGGAUUUUC